Molecule: messenger RNA, 306 nt
Organism: Gongylonema pulchrum
Lineage: Eukaryota; Metazoa; Nematoda; Chromadorea; Rhabditida; Gongylonematidae
Source: the annotation of a GenBank genome assembly
GCAUUGCAUUUGAUUACAAAAGGUUUUGACCCGAAACAAAUCGAAUUGCCUGCCGAAGACGAAUUAGGAGAAACCGUCUACAAAAUCUACGAUUCCAUCAGUACGUACAUGAAUCGCUUACAGUCGACGGUUCGAAAAUGGACAGAGGAAGGCCUGCGAGGAAGCGGGCUGAUUGAAUGUUGCAGUGAUGCACAUCCGGUGUCCAGUGUCUUUGAACAUCGAAUUGGUCAGCUUGAAAAGAAGAUCGAAAAAAUUGCUUUUUUUAUCGGAUUAUCACUGAUGUUCAAAAUACCGCAAUGUAUACCU